CCAUCGGUUUCUCUUAUUCCCUCCCGCCCGCCUGGCGCUUGCCUCUCCGCUCCCGGAGAAAACAUCCCCUCCGCCGCCCGCCGGCUUGUUUGACCUCCUGCAGCCACCGCAUCCGCAGUCAUCUCCGUUGAGCUCCGCGAUUCCUCUCCCUGCCUUAUUGUUUCAGGUACCGGCUGGCUCCCUCUCUCUCCUCUUUUCAUCUCAGAUGAUUGUUCUUCUGUUCUGUUUCUGAUUGUGGCGCGAAUCGUCCAUGGCGAUCUGGAGGCCGUGGAUCUCCCGGUGCUCCUCUUUUUGGCCGUAUUUUUGAACUGCGCAUAGCGGUUUCCCUCCCAGCUCUCUCGUUUUCGUCCAUCCGUUGAGGAAAUUAGCUUCGGUUCUUCGUCCUUUGAGUUGUGAAUUGCAGAUGAUAGAAGCGAAGUCUCUCGUGCGAUUCUGUUGAGUAUUCCGUCUGUCAACGAUCUUGUUCAAUCGGAUUGCCAGCUGAUAUGAGAUUGUUCCCUAGGUUCAUCCGUUCAUUCUGUUUUGGGGGGAAUUGAUAUUGUAUAUGUUAAUUGGAUUAGGGUGGCUUGAUUGUUGUCUUGUGAGGGUGAUGGAUUUUCAGAGGAAAAAAGCACUGUUUCCCGUAGGGAAUCUGUUUAUGGUUUUGUCCUCUCUUUUCCAGCCGUGAGUGAAAGAGGUUCAAACACAGGAUAGAGCUGGGCUUAGAAUAGGAUGGCAUGUUCUAGGUUCAUUGGUAGCCCAGAUCUCAUUUUCCGUUGCUGAUUAGAUUCCCAUUGGAGCUUAGAAUAGUUUUGACCUAUAGUUUCUAUUGCUUGAUGGGCAUGGGCUGUCAUCCUUGAACCUAAUGCUCACACUGAACGAUGAGAAAUGGUUGCUUUCUUACAUGGUGAUGGGUUUCUUGUUUAGAUGUCAUGUUGUUAUAGAGAGCUACUGGCCAACCAUUUAAAACCCCUCUACAGAGGAUGAGAAAAUUAGGUGUAACUGACUUGUCCUUCAGGACUUGGUUCUACCUUCCCUUAGGUUUCAUGAAUUCAGAUUCACCAAAUUACUCAAUCGUUUGGGUAGAGGUCGUCAUCACUAUGAUUAACCAUCUUCAUUGAAGGGUUGAGAUCUAAGUCAUCUUACAGUUUGUGACCAUCGGUUUGUGCCUUUUGGUUUGGAAUCCCAAGUUCCCUGCCUCCAUUACCUUCUCUCGCCAUUCCUGUGUGCUUCUGUGGGUCUUUGCAUUCGAUUUGCUCUGAAUUUCCUUCACCCUGAAUUUCUCUGGCUUUCCUGUGAGGUUUCAUCCUACUGUUCUGAAGUCUGUUUAUCCUUUUUUCUUUCCCAGAGAGCCAAAUAGUUGCUGGUUCUGAAGAACGGAUCCCUCCCAGUGGCCAAUCAAUGGCAUUCCAGCAAUUCUACUCGCAGGAAUGGAAAUCUGUUGCAAGUGCAGCGGCAGCAGCAACAACAACAACCUCGGAAGAACCCAGUUUAAACGACGGCUUCGACUGCAACAUCUGCUUUGAAUUUGCAAAAGAGCCAGUUGUCACCCUCUGCGGCCAUUUAUACUGCUGGCCGUGCAUCUACAAGUGGCUCCACGUCCAGAGCGCCUCCCUUUCUUCCGACGAGCACCCACAGUGCCCCGUCUGCAAGGCCGUUAUAUCCCACACCACAAUGGUCCCUCUCUAUGGCAGAGGACAGUCCACAGAAGAAGAAACCGAAGCAAAGACUCCCGGCAGCAGUGCCAUUUCCAUUCCCCCUCGACCACCAGCCUGCGGUACCCAAGCUCUCGCCACCAGCAGCACUCAAACAGGUCAGCAGCUUCCUUACCGAAACCCUUACCGGGGUAAUAACCACCACGACAUUCCACCCAUGGCAUAUGCUAGCUUUGACGAAACUGCUACAUCCCCAUCGCUGCCUGAUACCGGUUUCCACCACCACCCGGGAUAUGGGGUGCUCGGGGAGGUGGUAUUCGCGAGGGUUUUUGGGAACUCCGAUAGUUUACAUGCUUACCCGAACUCCUAUCAGCUUAAUCCGAGCGGUAGCUCGAGGUUGAGAAGGCAGGAUAUACAGGCGGACAAGUCGCUGAGUAGGAUCUCGUUCUUCUUGUUUUGCUGCGCUCUGCUGUGCCUCAUUGUCUUCUGACCCAGGCAGUGGACGAGUUCUUAUGGAAAGAAGCGUUUCAUUUUUGUAUAAUUUGUAAAGAAGAAUCCUGAAACGGCUUGUGGAACUUGUGAUGAGAAACGCCCAUAUAGACUUAAUGCCAGUCAAUUAUACAAAGAGAGAGAGAUUUAGCUUGUGAUGAUGACAUUGCUGUCACCAUUUUUGUCUCAAGUUAGCCUGCCGUUGUGAAUUGGACAAUUGGACUCUUAUCAUGUUGGCCACCGACGGGGUUUAGGUUUAUCCAAUAAUGUAAUUGGAACUAGUAAUGUGUAUAUUAAAAUGUGUAUGUGCAACAUAUAAUCUUACCUGUGCUAAUCAAACCUGAUUUGGUAUUUGAUGAUGCUAGUAAAAUGAGACUAAUGGGUAGUUGAUUAGACUAGUCAUUAUGAGAGUAAUUAGAGGUGGUGAGGUGGUCAAUAAUCCAUAUGAUAAGGCAAUCUUUUUUUGGCAAUAUCUAUGAUUUUUAUGGUCCACAAACUAUUCGUGAUCAUUGCCCGCACUUUCUUUGUUAACAAUAAGGGUGAUAUGUGACCUUAUCCUACGGAUCAAAGCUUAGUCCAAGAUGUCUUGUACUCUGUCACUAUGUUUGCUUGCAGCAUUGUCCUCAUCCAUAAAGGCUCGACCAAGAAUAAAAAAGGAUCCUUAGU
This is a messenger RNA of Linum trigynum, 2789 nucleotides long. The record is from the annotation of a GenBank genome assembly. Lineage: Eukaryota; Viridiplantae; Streptophyta; Magnoliopsida; Malpighiales; Linaceae.